This is a messenger RNA of Phalacrocorax carbo (great cormorant), 2765 nucleotides long. The record is from RefSeq and is a predicted model, not a curated record. NCBI's taxonomy places the organism in Eukaryota, Metazoa, Chordata, Aves, Suliformes, Phalacrocoracidae.
CCCACACCGCUCCCCCCGGCGGGCGCAGACCCCCCGGCCGAGGUGCGGAUCGCGGGGGUCCCGGCGCUGGCGGAGAACGCUUCGGCCGCCCUCUCCUGCACCAGCGCCCCCAGUAACCCCCCGGCGCGGCUGCGCUGGUGGCUGGGGGGGCGGGAGCUGCCCCCCACCGACACCGCCCACGCCCAGGGGGAGGGGCGUGGCACGGUGACGGUGUCCAACGUCACGCUGGUGGGGCGGCGCGAGGACCACGGGCGCCCCAUCGUGUGCGAGGCCGCGGUGGCGGGGCUGGGCACGCGCAGCGCCACCCUCCUGCUCAGCGUCACCCACCCCCCCCAGGACCUGUGGCUCGAGACCCCGCCCCCCAACGCCACCUUCCGCGUGGGGGAGCGGCUGCGGCUGGGCUGUCACGCGCGGGGGGGGCACCCCGCCCCCCGCCUGGCCUGGAGCAAGGACGGGCGCCCCCUGAAGGAGGGCACCCAGGGGUCCGGGGGGACGGUGACGUCGCGGGAGCUGCUGGUGACGGUGACGCCCAGCGACAACGGGGCCACCUACCGCUGCGAGGCUUUGGGGGACCCCCGCGGGACCCCCCUCAGCGCCACCACCCGCCUCCGCGUCCUCUUCCCGCCCCUCUCGGUGACGGUCUCGGCGUCACCCCGCGAGGCCCGGCCGGGCCAGACCCUCGUCCUGACCUGCCUGGCCGGCAGCGCCCACCCCGCCCCCACCCUGCGCUGGCUCCGCCACGGGCACCCGCUCCCGGGCGAGCCCCUGCCCCCCUCCCCAGCACCCUUCGGGGGGGUCGCGACCGGGUCCCGCCUGCGCCUGCGGGUGGGGCCGGGGGACCAGGGCGGGGCCGUCACCUGCCAGGCCACCAGCCCCGCCCUGGGCGUGGCCGUCAGCGCCGCCCACCAGAUCCUCGUGCGCCAUGCCCCCCAGUUUGCGGCGGGGGCGGGGGCGCUGGUGGUGGCGCGGGAGCACGAGGGGGCGCAGCUGCCCCUCCUCAUCCUCGCCCACCCCCCCGUGGAGAGCUGCGCCUGGAGCCUCGGCGGCCGCGCCCUGCACCCCGAGGGGUCGCCCCGUCACCGCCUGCUGCCGGGGGGGGGGCUGGAGAUCGGCAACGUCACGCGGGGGGACGGCGGCACCUACGGGGUGGAGUGUCGCAACGCCGAGGGGCGGGGCCAGGCCUGGCUCCGCCUCCUCGUGCACUACCCCCCGGCCAUCGUGCGGGCCCCCGACCCGGUGCUGGUGGCCGAGGGCGGCGCCGCGGAGCUGCUGUGCGAGGCCGAGGGGAGCCCCCUGCCCCCCGCCGGCCUGCGCUGGGGGCGCCUGGGGGAGGAGGGGCCCGAGGGGCUCCCCGAAGAGCUGCAGCCCGAGGGGGGGCUCCCCGUGGGGCGCCUGCGGGUGCGGGGGGCGCGGCGGGAACUUGGGGGGCCCUACGAGUGCCGCGUGGACACGGGGGUGCCCCCCCCCGCCCGGGCCGUCGUCCGCCUCGUCGUCCGCUAUGGCCCCGAGCUGGAGGCGGAGUCGGAGGCGGAGCCAGUGCCGGUGCUGGUGCCUGACGGGUCGGACUUGGCGCAGCUGCGGUGCCGCGCCCAGGGCGUGCCCGGGGUGGAGCUGCGCUGGGAGCGCCGCGGCCAAUCCCUGCGCCCCGAUCAGGCCAGUUUCCAGGAGCACCAGUGGCGCGAGGGCCCCUGGACCAGCAGCCUCCUCACCGUGACCAACAUCACCCUGGAUCGGGCCCGCCUCCGCCACCAGUACCACCGCCUCGACUGGGACCAGUACAAGAACCGACACCGACACCAGUACCGCAACUGGGACCAGUACAAGGACUGGGACGAGGACCAGAACCGGACCCUCGGUACCUUCGUCUGCGUCGCCCAGAGCCCGCUGGGAACCGUCCGGCGCCGCCUCCAGCUCCGCCUCGCUGACCGGCCGGACCCCCCCCAAGACCUGCGGGUGUCGGGGGUCACCCCCACUUCCCUCAGCCUCACCUGGACCCCCGGCUUCGAUGGGGGGCUGCCCCAGAGCUUCCUCGUCAGCGCUAGGGGCCCCGGCGCCCCGCCCCCGCCCGCCGCCCUCCUUGUGCCCGGCCCCACGGUGACGCUGGGGGGGCUCCGCCCCGCCACGCCCUAUGACGUCACUGUGAGGGCACGCAACGCCCGUGGUGACGGCGCGGCUGCCGUCAUCAGGGCCGUCACUUCCGAGCUGGUCGUUGAUUCGCCGCCGGCGGGGGAGGAGCCAGCCCCGCCCCCUGCAGGCUUUGCGGUGCCCCCCGCCCUCGUCGGGGGGCUCAGCGCUUUGGGGGGGCUCCUCCUCCUCGGCAACGCCGCCCUCUGGGGGGCGCUGUUGUGGCGACGUCAUAUCCGGGGGCGGGACCCAGGCGUCCUGGGGGGGGACCCAGGCCUCGGGGCCAAGGCGGGGACCCCCAACCAGUACAGCCCGGUGACGGUGACCCCCGAGAGUGUGGAGCUGAGCUCUAUGGGGUCGUGGGCGACCCGCAGCGACCCCCACCCGUGGGACCCACCCGUGGGUGACUUUCACCCCUACGAGGACGUGGCCGAAUGGGGGGGCUACGAGGAGGUGGCCCCCCCAGAUCUGCGAUUCACCCACCAGGGGGAGCUGGUUUAAGGGGAGGGAGGGGGCCGGACCACGCCCCCAAGAAGCCCCACCCCACGAAGCCCCACCCCUAAUAAACCCCACCCCCUCGGAGGGAGGGCGGAGCUCUCCUGGGUCCGUGUGUUUAAGGGGGGGGGAGGGGGGUCCCCGAA